AUGCAUAAUAGCUUCAAAGCAUCCGCAGCACAGGCUAUUGAUGUCUACUGCCAUAAUAACCAGACACCCUUUUACCUCAGAAGUGAAGAAGUUGCCAGAAACGGGCCACGCUUUUCGGAUCUUGGGGAGCUUGAACAGUCGGCUGGAAAUGGGUUUCACCAUGAAGAUAAUGCUGUUAAUUUAAGCAGAAUAUAUAACGAGUUGAAGGCAAGCAAUGUCUCAGUUGUCUCCAAUAACUUGCAGUUUGGUGGGCUCAGUAAUGCCAUGGUUUCAAACGAGAUGGUUUCUUCUGGAACGGGUUUGGGUUUCAUCUCUCACAAGGAGACAAAUGCAAUGGUGGGUGUGGGUGGGGCUUUGGGCCGUGGCCACUUCGAAAACUGGACCGAUUCUGGGAUUGUAGCAGAUCAUAGCCAGCAGACUGAUACGUCAAGUGACACGGAUGAUAAAAACCAGUAUAAUGGAGUUCAUCGUGAGGGGUUGAUAGUUGUGGAUUCAAUGGACCAGUGCAAGGGCAAAAUUGGGGACCAGAAGGUUUAUUUCUUUUCAUUUUUCGGUUCUAAAUAUUUUGGCAUCUUGUGGCUGUGUUUUCGGUUUUUAAGAGCAUACGUUCAACAGCUUGAGAACAGUCGGCUAAAGCUCACACAACUAGAACAGGAGCUCAAAAAAGCACGUCAGCAGGGUAUGUUUGUGUCAUCUGGAAUUUCUGGAAAUCAGAAUCAAUGUGUGGGUGGCAAUGGGGCUUUGGCCUUUGACAUGGAUUAUGCAAGGUGGCUAGACGAACAUCAUCGGCUGGUGAACGAUCUUAGAUCUGCUGUGGGUUCUCAUGUGGGUGACAAUGAACUAAGGCUUCUUGUGGAGAGUGUGAUGUCACAUUAUGGUGAGUUAUUCCGGCUCAAAAGCAUAGGCUCAAAAUCAGAUGUUUUCCACAUGCUCUCGGGUAUGUGGAAAACGCCUGCCGAGAGGUGUUUCAUGUGGUUAGGAGGUUUUCGCUGCUCUGAGAUCCUCAAGAUUCUUGGAAACCAAAUCGAGCCUCUAACUGAUCAGCAGCUAGUGGGCAUUUGCAAUCUGCAGCAAUCCUCACAACAAGCCGAGGAUGCUCUGUCCCAAGGAAUGGAAGCUUUGCAACAAUCCCUUGUGGAGACCCUCUCCUCCAACUCCCUCCCCUCACGCCCUGCUCUCAACGUUGCUGACUACAUGGGCCAGAUGGCCAUUGCUAUGACCAAACUUGCCACGCUCGAGAAUUUUCUCCAUCAGGCUGACCUUCUUAGACAGCAGACAUUACAACAACUGCAAAGAAUCUUGACCACCCGUCAAGCUGCGCGGGCCCUUCUCGCCAUUAGUGAUUACAUGUCUAGGCUACGUGCUCUUAGCUCGUUAUGGCUAGCACGCCCUAAGGAAUGA
Molecule: messenger RNA, 1401 nt
Organism: Striga hermonthica
Lineage: Eukaryota; Viridiplantae; Streptophyta; Magnoliopsida; Lamiales; Orobanchaceae
Source: the annotation of a GenBank genome assembly